Molecule: messenger RNA, 782 nt
Organism: Phascolarctos cinereus (koala)
Lineage: Eukaryota; Metazoa; Chordata; Mammalia; Diprotodontia; Phascolarctidae
Source: RefSeq, a predicted model, not a curated record
AUGAGGAGUGGGCUCCUCACCCACUCGCGCCCUCCCUCACUCCCACAGACGUGGACACCACACCACAGGCCGCCCCCUCCCCCCGCGUCCAGCCGCCCGCUCGCUCCUAGUCGGCUCGCGCUGGAGCUCGCGCGCCGCCCCCGCUCCUCCCACCUCGCGCGCCGCCACCACAGCCGGUUUUCCAGGCGGCGCGCUCCGCGCCUGCGCACUGCGGACCAGCCGUCGGGGCGCGGGAAGAGCACGUGGCGCGGCAGCGAGGCCCUCCGCCCCGCCCUGCGCGAGGCUGCUUGGGGUGUAGCCAUGGGGGCGCGGGCGGGGCGGGGCGGCACGCGGAGGAGGGUUCUUAUAAUAGCUUUUAUAAUUGCCAGAGCCCGGAGGGAGGCGAGGGCCGGAGCCGGGGGAGCGCCACGCUGGUCCUGCUGCGCUGCCUCGAGAGCAGACCUGGGAGGCAAGACCUGGCGAUCAAGCCCAGCCUCCAGCGCUUGGAAGCCAAGUGACACCGAGCCAGCCAUCCCAGUGGACCCAGGAAGUAUGGUCUACUUUUUCCUUGUCAAUGAAUCCUUAGAAAACAAUCUGCUGGGACCCUUCUUAAAGCUUUUCCAGCAUGGUAGAACUUGCCACCGCUCUAGUCUUCUGUUACCAAAGAUAAAUCACCUCCAGACCACCAGGAAGCACCAGAGAACAUCAGGGGAGACCGAUAAGCUAUUGCUUUCUUGCCAAGGCAGAGGAAGAAGGAAAGCUUGAUUUGAGGUCAGAGUGACCAAGGUGAAGAAGCUUAGCAC